AUGUCAAAGAUGAUUGUUGAUAAAAUUGAUGAGCUACAGAAAUCGGGAAGCUUUGGAGAGGUUACUUGUGGAACACAUGAUGUCCUUACAGAGGCCUUGGGUACUCAGGAACAACGUGGGCGUGUACGAGGGAUGGGUAAAUUUAUAACGCCACAACAAUACUUUUAUUUACCCAAGAAUAUUAAGUAUUACUUGGAGAUUGAGAACGAGAGAGUGGAUAAACGAAUCAAGAAACUUGAAGAUGACUUGGAGAAACUAAAAAGAGGUGUACUUAAUGUUUCUGAAGCCGCAAGUUACCAAGUAGGGGGCGUCAUUGAAGAUGUUGAAAAAGAACCACGGGAUGAAUCACUUGUAAGAGAAUUCAUGUCUCUUGCGGUUGAAUUUGCUGCAAAUGUAGUCGCUAAAGGAACCAUAAUGAAGUAUAGUGCAUCGGAUGAAAACAUUCAUGUUAUGAUGGAAACAAUUUUACAAGGAGAAGCUUUAAUACCCAUUCCACUUGAAGAGGAGUUCAUUGUGAAGGUCAAAGAUGCACUGGGACACAUACUAAGUUGGCCAAGACACUUAGUUAUUCGAUGCUCUGACCUGCUUCAGUAA
Messenger RNA from Lactuca virosa, 594 nucleotides. NCBI's taxonomy places the organism in Eukaryota, Viridiplantae, Streptophyta, Magnoliopsida, Asterales, Asteraceae. The record is from the annotation of a GenBank genome assembly.